This is a messenger RNA of Odontomachus brunneus, 1295 nucleotides long. RefSeq lists its product as uncharacterized. The transcript is spliced from 3 exons. The record is from RefSeq and is a predicted model, not a curated record. The coding region runs from base 438 to 1088 and encodes 216 amino acids. Lineage: Eukaryota; Metazoa; Arthropoda; Insecta; Hymenoptera; Formicidae.
UCGCGUAGUCUGGAACAGUCUCGAAGUAGCCUCGCGACUGUAAAGUACGUAACCGCGUUGCUCCGUACUCGAGAGAGAGAGAGAGAGAGAGAGAGAGAGAGAGAGAGAGAGAGAGAGAGAAAGAGGGGAGACUAAAGAGAGUGACAGAGAGAAAGAGAGAUAGAGAAGGGGAGUUCGCCGGCAUCGUCGAUCCUGCGAAGCAGCUCCGGAGCCGCUUCCCUUCGCCGUUGUGUCACGUGCGGUCAGCUGCGGUCUUCCACGUGCGGGGUGCGAUCCCGGUGUCUACUUGGUGGCCGCUGUGGAGGAGGGAUUUGGCGGCCGAGCGAGCGGACGUCAGGAAGCGCCGGUGUUUCCGAGCGAUAGAUUUUCGAAGAAGGAAGCCUCAAGAGUGAUUCUUGCCGUCCAAAGCCAUUCUUGCCAUCCAAAGCGUUGACGCCAUGGCGAGGCAACAGACCGUGGAUCGAAACAUCCCCCAUCUGAGGGACAUCUUCGGAUUCGGCAGCAAGUGGGACAACACACGCGGCCAAGCGGAGGAGAAGGCGCCCGGGCACGACAGCGCCGUAUCGAUGGGCUCCACGUCGGGCGAGGAGGAGAGCCCGAAGAACAGUAAGAAGAAGAAAUCGCGCCGCCGCGACAACAGCAAGACCCUGACGGAGAGCGACGUGAAGCACCUGGAGCGGCACUUGUCGAUGAAAAAGACCAUACGCAAGAAGAUCAUGCGCGAUUUGCAGCAGGCUUUCGUCGAGGACCCGAACGAGUUCCGCGUGGAUGAUAUCCCGCCGGAACAGCUAAAAGCGGAAAUCAAUAUCCAGAGCCUGAGCUUCGGCACGCCAUCCCAGAAGCAGGGACGCACGCGUGGCAACGCCGAGAGCACGUUCCUCGACAUGCUGCGCGGCGGUGGUCUGGAAAAGAACGGGACGGACGACAGAGACUCGGGACACGGCGGUUCGCCGACCAGAGAGGCGCCGAGCGCCCAAGACACGGACGACGAGUCCAGCUAUGCGUACGAGACGCCGACCGCGACGCCCACGAAGAAGAGCGGCAAUUUCUGGAGACGCUUCACCAUGAAGAGUCGCAAUAAGCGGUAAACGCGUCGACGCGUAUCUAAUAAUCCGCCGAGUAAGAGCCAGCGCAAAGAGAGUACCGACACUUUAUUCUCCGUCUUUUUAAUAAUUUUUACCAACGUAGUUAAUGAAGCAGAGCUUGCAACUGUGAUAUACAUAAAAAACCAAUUCAUCUCCGCCUCCUCCUAGCCUCCCCCAGCCUCCCCCCCCCCCCCCCCCCCCCCCGACCCC